UUAUGGGUAGACAGAGCAGUGUGCUAUAGGCUCUGCUCCUCCCCACGUGUCUGUAGUUAAGAGCCGGACUCAGAAACAUGUCGCACUCUUACAGUCACCAAUUCAGCUAACUUACAUGGACUAGCACAGUGGACAAAGUUAACGCGCUCCGACAGACAAGACUCAAGCCUGUGUUGCAAACUUCAGAAGUUGCAUGCUGUGCUGUGGGUGCUUCAGCGUUACUGAGCUGACAGUAUUGAGGCAAACUUUUCUCCUCGUCUCUCCACAAUGGCCAGCGGGGAGGAAGAUGACCCCAUCAUACAAGAGCUCGACGUGUACCUUGCCAAAAGUCUUUCAGACAAGCUGUAUUUAUUCCAGUACCCAGUGCGACCCGCCCACAUGAACUACGACGACAUCCCGCAUUUAACAGCCAAAAUCAAACCCAAGCAGCAAAAGGUUGAAAUCGAGGUGGCGAUUGACACCACGAGCCCCAACUACUGCCGCAGUAAAGGCGAGCAGAUCGCGCUCAACGUGGACGGCACAUCGAUGGAAGACUCCAGCACUUACUCCAUCAAAAUGAUGGACAAGCAAACGUUCUCCUCGAUCCAGGCUACAACGAAUACCAGUCGCUAUGCCGCUGCAGUGUUCCGUAAAGGGGAGCUUCAUCUCACACCAUUACAGGGCAUUCUGCAGAUGAGGCCAAGCUUUUCAUAUCUAGAUAAAGCUGACAGUAAACACAAGGAAAGAGAGGCAGCCAAUGAAGCUGGAGACUCUUCUCAGGACGAGGCAGAGGACGAUGCCAAGCAGAUCACUGUGAGAUUUUCCAGGCCAGAGUCUGAACAGGCUCGUCAACGACGCAUCCAGUCCUACGAGUUCCUACAGAAGAAACAGGCAGAAGAGCCGUGGGUCCAUUUACACUACCACGGAUUAAAGGACGGGCGCUCAGAGCACGAACGUCAGUAUCUUUACUGCCAGGCCAUGGAUACUACAGAGAACACUGAGUUAGUGAAGACGCCAAGCGAGUACCUGGCCAUGCUUAUGCCUCCACUGACAGAAGAAAAAGUGAUUAAGCCAGUGGGGCCUAGUAACGUGCUGUCCAUGGCUCAGCUCCGUACAUUGCCACUUGGAGAUCAGGUGAAGACCUUGAUGAAGAAUGUCAAGGUCAUGCCAUUUGCCAAUCUCAUGGGGCUGCUUGCGUCAGGCACAGACUCCACUUCAGUACUACGCUGCAUACAGCAGGUGGCGAUGCUCGUCCAGGGAAACUGGGUUGUCAAGAGCGAUGUUCUGUAUCCCAAGUCCACCUGCAGUCCACACAGCGGCGUGCCUGCAGAGGUGCUCUGUAGGGGCCGUGACUUUGUGAUGUGGAGAUUCACAAUCGAGCGCUCCCUGAUGAGAAAAGAGGUCGCCGCUAUCAUAAAGCUGCCCCCUGAAGAUGUCAAGGACUUUUUGGAACAGAUGGCUGUUCCCAGAGCUAACAGAGGGUGGGAGUUCCUGCUGCCUACUGACCAAGAUUUUGUCAAGAAGCAUCCUGAUGUGGCUCAGAGACAGCACAUGCUCUGGCUGGGCAUCCAGAACAAGUUAGAAAAAGUUUUCAACUUCUCAAAGGAAGACUUCCAUCACAAAAAGGAUACUCAGCUGGACUCUGUUCAGGUUAGCGGUGAGAAGCGUCUCAAGAUGGCUCAAGAGCAAGCACGGGAGCGUCAAGCCUCUCUGCAGAAAGACUUGGAUGCCCGAAGACUCAAGGCGUCCUCCGCUUCUAGCUCUGUUGGAAUUAACACGAUGGUGCAAGUUAAACAAGAACACACGAGCGACACUGAGGAGCCUAUGGACACGUCCAGUUCUGUCCCCAACGGUUCGUUCAACGGUUAUCCCUCAUCAGACUCCCCAAACACGGGCCUCCACGGCGAGCACGAGGCAGCUCAGACUCCUACCCGGGAGCUCCAAGACUUUGUGCAGAGCACUUUCCGGAAACACUUUGUGUUGUGCCUCAGCGAAGUCAAACGGCUGUUCAACCUGCACCUGGCCAGCCUUCCUACGGGACACGGCCGCUUCGGCUACGUCACGGACCGCAUGCUCCAGGACACCAUCCUCCACAGCCACUGCAAACAGAUCCUAGUGCCUUUUCCCCCUCAGAGCAGUGCCACAGCAGACGAACAGAAAGUCUUUGUCCUGUGGGAGAACGGUGAAACGUUUGAUAAGCACCGUCAGGUUCUGUUCGAGGUUUUUAUGAAGAACUACCGUGUGAGGAGGAACGUUAUUCAGACACGACUCACACAGGAACUCGGCGAUGCGGUCACCAAGGCCGAUGUGGACCGGCUGCUCAAGGAGUGCUGCGUUAGCCUCGGAGGAAUGUGGUACCUGAAGGGCACAGUGCAGUCGUGACAGUAGGGGGAGGAGCCCUAGGGAUCCUGUCAAUCAAAAAAGAAAAGAAAAAUAAAUAAACAAGCUUUUCUCUCUCUGAGGUUACUCUGUACGAGGGAGAGAUGGAGCCGACACACAAAUCAGUCACCGCCCCCAGCUGGACAAGAUCGGCUUUGGAGGACUGCGAGGUCGCCCACAUGCUGCUCCAGGACAUUGCUUUUGUGUUUUCCUUCACGGACACGUAGCUGAGCAUAGCCAAAAGCUCAGAGCUUGUGGAAACUUCCGGGACACCUCAUCAUUUCAUACAUAAUAAGGGCUCAAGAUCCACCGGGACCUACAGUGUGUUUAGUUCGAUAAAUAACCGAAGGAAAGAUAUGAAUAUGCAAAGCUUAGUUUUUUUUUUUUUUUUUUUUUUUAGUUUUUUUUAUGAUUUACUGUUCAUUUCUUAUCUUGCAUUUGCAUCACUAAUAAAGAAAACCGGAUGGUAAACGUAUCUGGUUUGUGGCUUUUCACCGAAUGCCCCUAGGACCUGAAUGAGAGAUGAUAGUUUUUUUUCUAUCCCCUAACCAUGACCUUUUGGUUCUCCACAUAUGAUAACAUACUGUAGCACACAGGAUCUAGUGAUUUUCAUUUCCUUUAUCUUCUUCAUUUACCUGAAAAUUUCAAAUAACACUAUGCACUAUUGUGCCAUAGACUCCUUCAGCGUAACAGCUACACCAAAGCUCCGAUUUUCUUUUAUGUUUAAAAAAAAUAAUAUUGAAAUCAAUCAGAAUAACUGGGAAUAUGCUAUAGUGCCAAUGAGAAGCAUUUAAUGACAGGAAAUGUGAAAGAUAAAAAAAUGACCAUCCUGUCGUGGCCUUUGAGACUGUCAUUCUUUAAGAUAAUUUAGACUGCUGGAUGUUAAAACGUGUAUCAUUUCAUUUGUCUUUAUUCAGAUAUGUGUGAAAUCCUGCCCUAAAUAUCUGGUUGUUUUUUUGGCAAAUGCUGUGUUCAAUGGUAAAUUGUUCGAGGAUGUCACAGUUUGAUGAUUGUUAUGAACUGCAGUGUGGUUUCGGUUUUAAUGGUGACGCGAGUGUUUUGACAUUUUCUGAGCUCUUCUUUUAGGACAUGUGAAAGUGCCUGUAAUUUAUUCAGGGGAAAUCUUACCUACAUUAAAUGCGCUCUUGUAGUUUGUCAGAACCUUUUUCUUUAUAUAUCCAAAUUUUUUUCUUUUCUAACUUUGAGAUACAAUUGGAUCCUGUUCAUUCAUUCCACAUCUUCAGAAAUAAACGGACGUGUCCCUGAGUAUGGAACAGUUUUGACCUGAAGAGAGAAGUCAGCUGUUUCGUUGGAACUUUAUGCUCAAUAAACACUGCAAAUAAUGUG
This is a messenger RNA of Tachysurus fulvidraco (yellow catfish), 3705 nucleotides long. RefSeq names its product polymerase (RNA) III (DNA directed) polypeptide E (gene polr3e). Gene Ontology annotation, biological process: DNA-templated transcription. The record is from RefSeq and is a predicted model, not a curated record. The coding region runs from base 268 to 2361 and encodes 697 amino acids. Gene Ontology annotation, cellular component: RNA polymerase III complex; nucleus. Lineage: Eukaryota; Metazoa; Chordata; Actinopteri; Siluriformes; Bagridae. The transcript is spliced from 21 exons.